AUGGUUAAUGUAGAUGUGGUGGUGGACGCGGUCACCAAGGUGCGGAUUAGGGUCUCGAAUGAGGAUGGUGGCUGGCAGCGGCUGCAGAGGAAGAAGAAGAAUGAGGGCUAUGAAAGUUUGAAAUUUGGAGAAGAAGGUAAAGUGCAGGGUCUAGCAGAGGAUCUGGUUGUAGUAGGAAUUAAUUUGGAUGAAGUGGCUUUAGAUUUGGGUGCUGAGUUGCGUGUUGGAUUGGGCUUGGGUGCUGAUUUGGGUGUUAGAUUGCGUUUGGAUCUGGACUUGGGUGUGGACUUAGUUGUAUUCGAUGUGGACUUGGGGUUAGGUACUGGUUUAGAUGUGGACUUAGGAUUAGGUGCUGGUUUGGGUGUGGGCUUAGGUGUCUCCUUAAGUGCUGGUUUGGGCUUAGGUGUGUGCUUAGGUAUCUCCUUAGGUACUGCCCUGGGCUUAUGUGUGGGUUUAAGUGUUGAUUUUGGUUACGGUAUCUCCUUCAACGCGGGGUGGAAGCAGAUUCAAGUGGGGGAUUGGAUGCUAUGUUGGAAGGGCCUUCAAUUGUGCUGUUGA
Molecule: messenger RNA, 558 nt
Organism: Arachis ipaensis
Lineage: Eukaryota; Viridiplantae; Streptophyta; Magnoliopsida; Fabales; Fabaceae
Source: RefSeq, a predicted model, not a curated record